Messenger RNA from Acanthochromis polyacanthus (spiny chromis), 1841 nucleotides. RefSeq names its product solute carrier family 35 member F2-like. Bases 217 to 1347 code for a protein of 376 amino acids. NCBI's taxonomy places the organism in Eukaryota, Metazoa, Chordata, Actinopteri, Pomacentridae. Gene Ontology annotation, molecular function: transmembrane transporter activity. The record is from RefSeq and is a predicted model, not a curated record. Gene Ontology annotation, biological process: transmembrane transport. Gene Ontology annotation, cellular component: membrane. The transcript is spliced from 8 exons.
AGACUAGUUUGUGUUUCAUUAACUUCAGCUGAGGAUCAGAGAGCAGCUCUUCAGUGUGUUUCUGGUGAAGCUCCUGGUCCUUAAAGGUCAGCUCCAUGUCUUCUCUCCAGCCUUUAUUCCCUCAGACUCUCUUGGAGGAAUCUUUGACCUCGGAGCUGUUAAUCAUUCAGGAGGGAAACGGAGGAGCUCAGAUUCCUGCAUCAGAGCUGAGAAAACAUGGAGGACUCGGAGAGGAAGCAGAACCUGAGCAGAAUAUUCCUGCAGAAGAUCAGGAGCUUCAGACCGAAGGAGGUUUUUACUUGGCGUCUGGUUCGGACCCUGGCUAUGGGUCAGGGUCUGGCGGUUCUGAUCUGUGGAACCGCCGUCUCCUCCCAGUUCCUGGCCUCCUUCCAGGUGAACACCCCCAUGCUGCAGAGCUUCAUCCACUACCUGCUGCUGCUGCUGGUCUACAGCGGAACCAUGCUCUGCACUGCAGGAGAUGGAAAUAUCUUACAGGUUCUCAGGAGGAGCUGGUGGAGAUACCUCCUGCUGGGCCUGGUGGACGUGGAGGCAAACUACACCGUGGUGAAGGCCUACCAGUACACCACCCUGACCAGUGUCCAGCUACUGGACUGCUUCGUGAUCCCGGUCCUCAUGGUUCUGUCCUGGUGGGUUCUGAAGACCCAGUACCGCCCAAUCCACUACGUGUCGGUGGUGAUCUGCCUACUGGGAGUUGGAGCGAUGGUUGGAGCAGAUCUUCUGUCUGGACGGGACCAAGGAUCCACCUCUAACCUGCUGCUGGGGGAUGGUCUGGUUCUGCUCAGUGCGACGCUCUACGCUGUAUCUAAUGUCUGUCAGGAGUACACAGUGAAGAGACGCACCCGGGUCGAGUUCUUGGGGAUGAUUGGACUGUUCGGUGCCAUCAUCAGUGCCGUGCAGAUGGUGGUUCUGGAGAGGAACCAGGUCGCUGAGAUCCAGUGGAGCUGGAGAGUCGGGCUCCUGUUUGCCUCCUUUGCUCUCUGUAUGUUCGCUCUGUACAGCUUCAUGCCCAUCGUGAUGAAGCUCAGCAGCGCCACCUCUGUUAACCUGUCGCUGCUCACCGCCGACCUGUUCAGCCUCUUCUGUGGAAUCUUCCUCUUCCAGUACAGCUUCUCUGGACUCUACCUGGUCUCUCUGGUCAUCAUCCUUAUUGGCUUCAUCACCUUCAACGCUGUGCCGACACCCUCCGACCAAUCUGACCCCGAUGACCUCAGCAUCUCUUCAUCUUCCUCACUCUCCUCCUCCUCGGUGGACCCUGAGCGUCCUGAGCAGAGAACGGAGGAGGAUUUGAAACGGCAGGACGAUGUUUUGUGCAGCACCAAAAUGUGACCCAUCCAUACUUAAAACACAUUUAUUUAUUGAGUUUUACUUUACUUCCUGUACAGAAUACAGAAAAUAACAGAAUAAAUAAAAGUAUAGAUCUAAUUUAAUCCUGUUCUGUUAAGUUCUGUUCUGUUCUGCUGUGGUGAAUCUGAGUUCUGUAGAUCUUGUACACAGAUCUUGGACACAGUUGGAUGUUUCAACCAGACAAUGAGUCCAAACACACAUCAGAUGUGGUAAAGAAAUGGUUCCAUCAGGACAGAAUGAAGGUUCCAGACUCGUCUUCCCAAUGUCCUGACUUAGACCCAUCAAGAACCUGAAGAACCAAGACAGAAAAACAACAAAUGUAGUGGAACUGAACCAGUUCUGUCCAGAGGAGUCAAAGAUAAACAAGAAGAGCUUUAAUGAAUCCAAGGACUAAAAUACAAGAUUGUUUUUUUAUUGUGACAAAGAUUUGUGUGUUUCAGUGAUUCCGGAGUUCUAGAAGUCGUUAUAAACUGAAG